UAAAUACUCAUUCUCCUUCUUCUUCUUUCCCUCCUUUCACACUCUUAAUCCAUCUGCCAUUUUCAUCCUCUCGAAGCUCUGUAAUGGGAGUUCAUUUCUUCGCUUAGGGUUCAGUGGAGCUUUUGGUGAAGUAGCUUUUGAGAUUGAGUUUGUUGGGAGAUGCUGUUCCGGCUCCGCCGUGAAACGCCGCUGCGAAAUCCGUUUUCUGGACUCAGUGGGCUUGUGUUGAUCGGUCUGUUCGUCACAUUGUCUGCUGCAAGUCUACUGUGAUUUUGGUCAAUCGAAUUUUCUCCAUAGCCUCAAGCUGCCAGAGAAGAUAACAAGAUGAUGUCGAUGCGGAGAAGACUGGCUUGCUGCACAAGGGACCGAGGGGUCAGCCUGGACAUGGACGAGCAAGAGAGGAUUAUGACUUUUAAUGGUCUUGAGAGUUGCGUUUUAACCAAUCAAACCUACGAAAAUGAAAGCAGAUCGAGCCGAGCAGAUGAAUGUACAACUGAUUCACUGGAAGAUCAUGAUUCAAGCUCUUCUUCUAGCAAGGAUGCUUGUGGAUCUUUCUCCUCAAAAUGGUUGGCAAUGCAUAGGGACGAGCAGGAUUUGGAUGAGUGGGAACUACCAGAAAGCCCUCAGCAUUUUUACAUGAAAGAGAAACAUGAUUACACCGUUCAGGCUUCAGACAUGGAAGCAAUGAAAGAAAAGUUCACAAAACUAUUGCUUGGUGAAGAUGUCACAGGAGGGCAGAAAGGGCUGAGCUCUGCCUUGUCUCUGUCUAAUGCCAUCACCAACCUAGCAGGUUUUGCAGCCUCUGUCUUUGGAGAAUUAUGGAAAUUGGAACCUCUUCCUGAGGAGAGGAAGAGUAAAUGGCGAAGGGAAAUGGACUGGUUGCUCUCUCCUACCCACUAUAUGGUCGAAUUGGUUCCUACAAAGCAAAAUGGUACCAGUGGUAGAGUGAUGGAGAUAAUGACUCCAAAGGUUCGGGGAGACAUCCACAUGAAUCUUCCCGCUCUCCAGAAGUUAGAUUCCAUGUUAAUUGGAACGCUGGAUUCAAUGGUGAAGACCGAGUAUUGGUAUGCAGAAGUUGGUAGCAGGGCUGAAGGAAAAAGCAGGAGUAUGGGCCAAAGCACAAGGUGGUGGCUUCCAUUACCACAAGUACCAUCCACUGGGCUAUCUGAGAAUGAGAGGAAGAAAUUGCUCAACCAUGGCCGGGUUGUACAUCAAGUAUUCAAAGCUGCCAAAUCCAUCAAUGAAAGUAUUUUGCGUGAAAUGCCCGUACCAACUGUUAUAAGGGAUGCAGUCCGAGCUUCUGGAAAAGCAAAUAUGAGCGAAGAACUCUACAAGAUUUUGACAUCAGAAUCUGGUCCAGCCGAGAACAUGCUGAAUCAGCUUAAUCUGAAAUCCGACCAUGGAGUUCUCGAGGCCAUAAACCGCCUUGAAGCUGCAAUAUUCUCCUUGAAAGAGAAAUACACUGAACAAAGUGGCAAUAAAUCUCCAGUUCGAACUUCUUGGCCAUUUGUCAAGGACCCAGCGGCUGGGAUUGAUAAGUUGAAAUUACUUACUGAUCGAGCCGAGCUUCUUCUACAACUACUGAAAUUAAAAUAUCCAAAUCAUCCCCAAACAUUUCUGGAUGUUUCAAAAAUCCAACAUGGGAAGGAUGUUGGGCAUUUGAUUCUGGAAGCGUAUUCGCGGGUGCUUGGAAACUUAGCUUACAGCAUACUGUCUAGAAUUGGAGAUGUUCUGCAAGAGGAUGCUAUGUGCAACCCAAAUUCACCUACACCAACAUGUUGUUUUCCAGGGAUGAGUCUUUUGAACAUUCGUGACGUUCAGAUGUGCGAUCUCAAUGCGUGGCAGCCGCUUACUGGUCACUCAAACAGUCCCGAUAUGACAUUCUCAUCCAGCAAAGUUAGAGGAAACUCUCCGACUGCAACUCCAAGCCGAAACCGAGCAUGGUGCAUUGGCAGAGAGGUUUGUAGGAAUGUUUCCUCUGGAAACAACUCACCAUAGCCUAUUUGAAAGCAGCACAUUAGCAGUUGCGCUUUGUUGUUGUGUACAUGAAGCCAUCACAUAAGUGCGAUUGAAAUCAAAAUUUUGUGUUUAUGUGGGAAUCAGAAAAAGCAUAUUUUGAACUCAUUGUAUAUGGACAGUAUAGUUUAAAAGGCACAGUAUAUUUAUACUUUCUCCCUCUAA
This is a messenger RNA of Benincasa hispida (wax gourd), 2181 nucleotides long. It is a transcript of the gene ROPGEF14, whose product is annotated as RHO guanyl-nucleotide exchange factor 14. Gene Ontology annotation, molecular function: guanyl-nucleotide exchange factor activity. The record is from RefSeq and is a predicted model, not a curated record. Lineage: Eukaryota; Viridiplantae; Streptophyta; Magnoliopsida; Cucurbitales; Cucurbitaceae.